Molecule: messenger RNA, 948 nt
Organism: Teleopsis dalmanni
Lineage: Eukaryota; Metazoa; Arthropoda; Insecta; Diptera; Diopsidae
Exons: 2
Coding region: 1-948 (315 amino acids)
Source: RefSeq, a predicted model, not a curated record
AUGCAGACAUUCGCUACUAUAGGCAAUCGGGUUAUACUCUUGGCAACAGCACAAAUACGCAUCUUAAAUGGCUUUGGCGAUAUCGACUCGUGUCGAGCUCUAUGCGAUCCAGGCUCUCAGGUAAGUCUAAUGAGUACGCGAUAUUUUAAUCAACUGGCUCUGCGGAAGCAGAAAAGUGCAUUGCAAUUACAAGGCGUUGGCAGUGGCAAUCGUUCAUAUACUAAUGGCCGGGCAGUCUUGCGCAUAUUUUCGACUGUCAAUGCUUUAUUUGGCUUGGAUGUUGAAUUCUACAUCAUCAACAAAAUUACCUCAGCAAUCCCUGUGGCUCCAAUCAUGGAAAACUGUUGGCAGCAUUUACGCAAUUUGCCUUUGGCAGACCCGAAAUUUGGCGAAACUGGUGUUAUAGAUGCAUUGCUUGGCUCAGACGUAUGGGGCCAAUUGUUGGCAGAUGGCAUAGUUCGUGGCGAACUUGAUGAUCCUGUGGCACAAAAUACGCAAUUAGGCUGGGUUGUAUUCGGACCAGCCGAAGCAACCGUGCAUAAUUACAAGGCGGAACAAUCUAUGGCAUUGCGUGUGGAGGCGCCUGAUGAGCGAGUUGAUGACCUUCUACACAAGCUAUUUGAAUCCAAAGAAAUUGACAUGGCUAAAGGCGAUACACUAGCAGCAGUUGAUCUUUGCGAGUGCAUUUUCAUGAGCACACAUAAGCGUUUUGAUGAUGGCAGUUAUUGUGUACAAAUACCAUUUACACCUGAUGCUCCACCACUUGGCAAUUCACAUCAGAUGGCACUCAGGCAAUUUCACCAGUUGGAACGAAAAUUGGCAUCCAACUCAGAGCUGAGGCAAAGAUAUGUGGCUUUUAUGCGCGAAUACGAACAACUUGGUCACAUGCACCCUAUUCAGCAUCAUUCAGGCGACCCAUCUCAGAAACAUCCAACAUUCAAGUCAUAG